AGAAAACGAGAGCGAGUGAGAAACUGAGAGCCAGAGUGAGAGAUAAAGAGGAAGUGUCUGUAACCCGACGGUAAUGACGGACGCGCUGACGGAGGUGGCGGGGUGUAUAUAUUAAAACUGUGCGGACACCUUCUGUCACACUCAAAAGUGUUAGCGUCUGCACACCCGCCGCGCACACACGCAACCUGCCGCACGCUCCCGCUACCCGUCGCCGGCGACAGACAGAAAGGCAGAGGAGUUGGCGCAGAGGCGUUCGGUCUCUUCCAUCCUGGGCUCUUCUGCUCUCGUCCUGAACAGAUAAGGAUGCCCGCGUGGGCGGACGGCGCGUAGCGCGGGCCCCAUCUUUACCUCUCAGCCUCUCAGACAGUUUGCGCUUUUUUCUUUUUUUUUUUCUUUUGAUCCUUUCCGUUACCCGCAACGUGAGAGUUUCUCACCUCCCUCUCUCUCUCUCCGUCUCUCUCUCCCUCUCUCAUUCUCACUCUCUCGCCCGCGUGGUCGCCCGUCGUCUUUGGAGCCCCUCGAGAGUCUCGUCCGAGCGGAGAUCCCGUCGUUCCGCCGACCGCCUCGCUCUCUGUCUCCGUGACGACCCCUGACCCUUCGUCCCCGCGCCGCGCCGCUCCUCGUCCUCUGUCUCCGUGGCGACCCCUCAGCCUCCGCCCCCCGUGCCUCCCCGCGGAGCGGCGCCCGCCAUGCGUUCCUCCGACGCGGCCGAGGCCGGGAUGGUGUACCCCUCGGUGUUCGUGGUGGACAGCCAGGCGGGGUACCCCCUGCCCGGCAGACCGUACCCCCGCCGGGGUGGCCCUGUCCAGUGGCCCCUGUACCUCCUGAUGUCCCUGGCACUGUGUGGCAUGGCUGUGGAAGCCUGCUUCAUAUACCACCUGUACACCACCACCAGACCUCCGAGUGAUGUUGGACAGAUGGCCAAAAUUUCACAGGACCGAGCUGAGACUGAAAGUCUGCCAGCAAGACAAAUUAACCCGGCGAUGAAGCCAUCGAAACCUACAGCACACCUGACAGUCGGGCGCAUCCGCCCUCGUGCUGAUGGAAUCAUGCUGUGGAACACAGAAGGUGGCGCCAUCACCCACGAGCUGGACUACAAGGACGGUGGCCUGCAGGUCCAAAAGGAGGGGUUCUACUUUGUCUACUCCAAGCUCUACUUCGUGGAGCCCAGAUGUGCCAUGUUCACGCACUCGGUCUUGCGGAGAACAUCGCGGUACCUAGGGGCCGAUCUGCAGCUCAUGGAGUCCAGAAGGUACCAUUGUACCGGGUCCGCCAGGGAACUACUGAGCAGCUACCUGGGUGGCGUUUACCACCUGUUCAAAGGUGACACCAUCCUGGUUAAAGCAGAGAACCAAACGCUGGUCGCCCUUCGAGGCUCCUAUGACAACUUCUUUGGAGCGUACAUGAUUUAGGAAGGAGCUGAGUUAUGCAAAUCACGAAAGCCAAGCCCUGAAUUCGACCAGUUGCGCGUUACGCUGUCGCAUCAUUGAAGCAAAUUCAUAUCAGACAACAUGCUGCACACCACUAAACCAAAUAUAAUAAUGUCAUACAUUGUUACAUUUUUUCUAAAGAUGAAAUUUGACAUCAAAUCACAUUGCUUCAAAAUUAAAUAUUUCCAUAAGGAAACUUAAAACAAUUUUUAAAAAAUUUGGUGGGGUGUCUGGGUAGUGUAGAGGUAAAAGCACUCUCCUACCACCGCAGAGACCCGGGUUCAAUCCCCGGCAGCGGUACUUCUGGCUUGGUCAGACAUUCCUACAAACACAAUUGGCAGUGUUCGCUGUGAAAAGAAGCAACUGGCGACUCCACAUGUAUCGGAGGAGGCAUGUGGUAGUCUACGCCCUCCCCAGACCAACAGAAGGACAGCGCAUCGACCAGGAGCGUGAUACACAUGGGGAAUUGGUAUAACGACUAAAUUGGGGAGAAAAUGGGAGAACAGUGGCAAAAAAUAAAAUCAGUCAACAAAUGAACCUUAACAUACAUAACAAAAUAAGCACACACACACACACACACACACCCUGUGCUCAUUUUUAGAGCUGUGUGUCAUUCCACAUUCAGACUGUGCUCCCUCUCCUUGGAUAAGUUCUGUAAAUAUAAAUACCCUUCAAAUGACAACCACAACGACAGAAAUAUUCCUGUUGUUGCUUUUUUUUCUUUGUUAUAUAAUUGUUGUUCUUAUUGUUUUUGUUCUUCUACUUAUUAUUAUUAUUAUUAUGACCCAGAAACAGGAAGAAGGGGGAAAUAUUUGCAAAUCCUCAUUUGAAUGUAUUAGUUGCUGAGAUCUAUGUGAUUGGGGGCAGUUUGAAUGUGAACAACCUUUCAUUCCCUUAUAUUUUCUCAUCUAGUUCAGUUAACCGUAAAAAAAAGCUAUUAUAGUGAUAAUUUAAAAGACCUAAUAAAGAAAUGCGACCUUCAAAGGUACCUGCUAUUCAAGCUUCUCAGGAAAGCCAAACACUGGUAAGAGAAAGGAAACAUGGCAGAUUCCCAAUGUAAGAUAACGUAAGUGAAAAUGAGGAAAUAUGGGUCCCUGGACAAAGGUGAAAUCCUGCCCCAGUUCAGCACUGUGACACCUCCAGGACCAAGGCUGAGUGGCCCUGCAGGUAUGGUGGCACUCAAUGAUCAAAUUAAGAUAACACAUUGUUAAAAUGUUACAAACAAGCAUUGUGACUGUAGUACAUACUGUGUAUUAUAUAUUUUUUACUUAUACUAGAUUUUGUUCAUAUGUGCAAAUACAAUUGAUUAAUCCUUAAUAAAAAGUUAUUUACAAAAUGA
Messenger RNA from Anguilla rostrata (American eel), 2769 nucleotides. RefSeq names its product TNF superfamily member 14 (gene tnfsf14a). Gene Ontology annotation, biological process: immune response. Gene Ontology annotation, molecular function: tumor necrosis factor receptor binding. The transcript is spliced from 4 exons. The coding region runs from base 690 to 1412 and encodes 240 amino acids. Gene Ontology annotation, cellular component: membrane. The record is from RefSeq and is a predicted model, not a curated record. Lineage: Eukaryota; Metazoa; Chordata; Actinopteri; Anguilliformes; Anguillidae.